AAUUGAGAGUUUCGCAAGAGAUCAAUAUUCUUUUCUAGCCAAUCCAAAGAGAAUCACAGUACAGAUCUUUGAAGACAAAAUUCAUUACGUAGAUUGUGUAUAUUCUAUAUUCGAUGUCCCGAAACCGGGAUAUCAGGGGGUUCUUCGGAAAGCCUUCCGCCCGGAGCAGCUCUCAAUCUCUACCGGUUAUCAAGUCGUCUCCGCCGGUACAACUAGAUCCGCAAUCGUCAAUUUCAACCCCCAGGACCCCUAGGACACCCCCGAAAUCCACACCGAAGCUUAGAGAUCGGACCGAUGAAAUCAAAGGAUCCGAUGAUGAGGACGGCGAUUCGGAUGACUCUCUCGAAUCAAUCACCGCCUUCAUAGAACGCAAACAUGGCCCUGUUCCCUACCAGAGAGAUCCAAAUCUAACUUGCUCACCAAAGGCCAAGAGAAUAGCUUCUGCUUCAACGUCCAAUAUCAGGUCUCCGUUAACAAUACAGCCCAAACACAAGUUUGACUUGAAAUACCUGACAGACCAUAUCCGGCAGUCUGAUCGGGUAGAGGAAAGUGCUCGGAGGGCCGAUGAACUCAUCAACCAGAGCGAAGAUGAUGGCGUUGAAUUUGGUCAGGUCUUAGAGGAAGUGCAGAAAGACCGGUCGUUAUUACAGAAAACAGCUAAGGAGCUUCUCGACGAUGACGAGGAAGACACCAAGGGCGACAAGCUUAUGAGAGCUAUGAACCGUACCAAAAUAGACGGAUCUCGCAGGGUGUGCUACUUCUUUAAUCUAGAGCAGCCCCUAUUGAAGCCCCCUAGAAAGCCUUUUCCAUCUAAGGGGUCAAGAGGGCAUUGGCGCUGUCUCGCUGAUCCAAGUACACGAAACCAAGCCAUCAUAUUCGGGUUGCCACAUGCUAUUAUCUCCAAAGGCAGGAAGCUCCCAGACGAACUCUUCCUCUGGGUCCUAGAUGAGGUUUGCGUUGAGAAGAAUGCCCAGCUACGGGUGCAAUAUGGAAACCUGAUAACUCUAUGCCCGGAGAGUAUCACUCGCCUUGUCACUACGGCACGAUUACAUUCUAUGCUAGAGAAGCUCGGUGGUCCCAAGUACUCUCCAAAGCAGGAUCAUGAAAAGGUUAAAGGCUUUCCAAAAGUAGAAGAUCCAUAUCCACGAAAAGACUGGACAGGCCUUAUUACUUUCCUAGAGCUUCUACAGCGGAUGUCCCCGUGCUUGAGCACUGAAAAUGCAAUAGGGGCUACCAAAUUGUUGCUACGCAUGGCUCUAGAUCCCCUAGUGAGCACUACAGUUCGCAUCGAACAUGCUGCGACGAUGGAAGCUCUUGUCGAUGUACUGCCGAAGCAUGGAACUGGUCAAUGGGAUGAAGUCUGCAAGACAAUAUCCUCGUAUCUCUAUGAAGCCGUAGAUGGACUUAGCAAUCAAGUAGUCCCUAUAAACUACAUGCCAAAAACUGCUACCAAACACCUCGACCUACGACGACGCAUGGCAGCCGUCGUGUUUUUCCAGGAUACCUCAUUCGGCCGCCAACCAGUCGACGAGGCCCUAACACUAGAUACUCUCAUAGACCGACUUGAAAUGCCCGACUUCCGCAUCAGCCAAACCACCGACUUCGAAGUCCUACGCGCGCUCAUCACGCUGCUGGACAUCGUCCUCAGCAGCGGCGGGUUUAUCAUGAAGCGGUAUCUCCCCACCACCACUAGCGUCACCGCCGACUCCAGCGCGCAGAGCGGAGAAGAAGACAGAGAUGCGAGUCGUAAGUUCGACGCCGACAUCGACGGCCUAACGUUCCGGCUCAAGAUCAUCCACGACAAGAUCCACGAUAGUACGUUGCUGUCCCGCAAGGUCGCCAAGGCGUCCAUCGACCUCGUCGCCAAGCGGUUGACCUACGCCGUCCGCACGCGGCCCCCGCCUAAAACCAGUAUCUUCGACCCCGAACCUAAGGAGGAUAAGGACCUGCCGAAGCAGAGGGCUUUCAUGAAGAGCUGGGCUCAGAAGAAGGCGGAUCGAAGUGCUGGUUCGGUGGUUAAUGGGAACGGAGGCGGUAACUGAGAUAGAGAUGCAUAGAGGGCGAUGAUGAGGGGAUAAUAAGGGUGUGUAGUAGAUUAGAGGGAACACAAAGUGUACACGGUGCAGA
This is a messenger RNA of Annulohypoxylon maeteangense, 2127 nucleotides long. RefSeq lists its product as uncharacterized. Lineage: Eukaryota; Fungi; Ascomycota; Sordariomycetes; Xylariales; Hypoxylaceae. The annotation marks the transcript as partial. The transcript has 2 exons. The record is from RefSeq and is a predicted model, not a curated record.